AUGGCUGCCAAGGCCCCGUCCCUCUCCAAAGCCCUCACCAGCGGCUUCCUGACCUGCACCAUCUGCCUGGAGCGCCUCCGCCGCCCCAAGAUCCUGCCCUGCCUGCACAGCUACUGCCAGGAGUGCCUGCGGAAGUUGGCAGGAGGCCGGAAGGAGCUUCAGUGCCCCGAGUGCCGUGAGCGGGUGGCCCUCCCACAGGGGGGCGUGGGCGCCCUCCGGACCAACUUCUUCAUCAACGGCCUGCUGGACCUGGUCCGCCCCACGGGGGAGGCAGAGCCCACCUGCAGCCUCUGCCCGCUCAUUGGCCAGGAGACCGGCCGGCCGGCCGUCUCCCGCUGCCUGGACUGCGCUGACGACAUGUGCCGGGACUGUGCCAGUGGGCACCGCUGCUCCCGCCUCACCCACCUCCACCGCGUGGUGGCCAUGGAGGACUACCUCUCCGGGGAGCAUGACGAGGAGAUCCGGAAGCGCCAGGCGCUGCAGUGCAAGGAGCACCCCGGUGAGGAGCUGCGCUUCUUCUGCACGCCUUGUACCGUCGUCCUCUGCCGGGAGUGCCGGCUGGGGGCCCACCUCCAGCACCCUUGCCUGUCCCUGGCUGAGGCGGCCCAGGCCCGCCGGCCGGUCAUCGUGGAGCUCCUGGCCGGGGUGGAGGAGACGGUGCAGGUCAUCCGGGCGGGGAGGGCCAGCCUGGAGAGGGAGGCUGCGCAGCUGCAGGUGCGCGAGGCUAGCAUCCGGGAUGCGGUGGAGCAGGCGUGCUCGCGGGCGGUGCAGCGGCUGCUGGCGCAGCAGGAGGAGGUCCUGGCCCAGCUGGCGGACUACGGGAAGGAGCGGCAGAAGGCCUGCCAGGCCCUCUGCUCCGAUCUGGAGUUCCAAGAGCAGGUGGCCUCCAGCACCGUGGCCUUUGCCCAGAAGGUGCUGAGUCUGGGGAGGGAGGUGGAGAUCGUCUCCCUGGAGCAGGUCAUCUGUGAGCGUCUCAGGCAUCUGCAGGGCUUCUCCUGGGAGCCACUGGCCACCCGCCUGCCCUGCCUGGAGGUCGAUGCUGAGAUCGAGGGCAGUGGCCCUUGCCUGUUCCACCUGGAGUUCCGGGAGGAGAGCCCCACUGGAGUGCCGGAGGGCCCCCAGGAGGAGACCACAAAAGGGGCCAAGAAGAAGACCAACCUGCCAGAGGGCCCCCAGGAGGCAGCCACAAAAGGGGCAAAGAAAGAGACCUGCCUGCCCUGCCUGGAGGUCAACGCUGAGAUCCCCACUGGAGUGCCGGAGGGCCCCCAGGAGGAGACCACAAAAGGGGCAAAGAAAGAGACCCGCCUGCCAGAGGGCCCCCAGGAGGCGGCCACAAAAGGGGCAAAGAAGAAGAGGAGGAAGCAACAGCAGCAAGAGCAGCCUGCCAAGGAGGGAUUCCACAUGACCACCCUCAUCCUUAGGGGCUGCCAGCAAGCCGUAGCCCCUGUGCCUCCUCCCAAGGUCCCAGGAACUCCCCUUCUGACACCCAAGCCUCUCUUCUUGUGUAGCUUCUGCGUCAAGAUCCCCAGCGACCAGAAGUGCCCCCUGGUCACGGGGCUCUGCCCCUUUGGCUCUGGAGAGCUGUUGGUGGCCGACAAGCAAAACCAGAAUCUGAAGCGCUUCUCCCUGCAGGGGGAGUUCAAGGGCACUGUCCCCGUCCCCAGUGGCGUGGCCCCGGUCAGCGUGGCCACCGUGGGCAGCAAGGUGGCCUUCACAGCCGGCUCCUGCCUCUACCUCCUGAACGGUGAAGGUGGCCUGGUGUGGCAGAAGGCUCUGGGGCAGGGGCAGGCCAGCCAUGCCGUGGUGGGGCUGGGGGGAGACCGUAUGGCAGUGUGUGUGGCUGGGCAGUUGGAGGUGUACGACCUGGAGGGGCGGCUGCUGGAGAAGAUUGUGCCUGAGGGAAGUGGGGAGAGGUGCCUUGUCUUCCUGGCCAACCACAAGGACGGCUUUGUGGGCUCGGACUGGUACCGCCGCAGCGUGAUCCUGUUCACCAGGACGGGGCAGCUGGUGGCCGAGUGCUCUGAGGAGCAGCUGGGCGAGUGCCAGCCAGGAGCUGUUUGUGCUGACGCCACGGGCAUUAUCUACGUGGUCCUACGGGAGCUGAACAAGGUGGUGGCCUUCUCCCCCAGAGGGAAGGAGGUGGGGGCGUUCCUCAGUGCCAAGAACAGCAUCAACCGACCGCGGGUGGUCACAGUGGCUGGGAAGCGGCGCUUUGCCGUGGCUCUCAGCAACGGCACCAUCCACAUCUUCCGGAUCAGGUAUCAGGGCAAGGAGACAGAGAAAGGGCAAGGGAGGGGGGUAAAAAGCUGUAUGUCCCAGAGUUAAGGACCCAAGGCAGACUGGUGUUCCCAUGGUCACACAGGGUGAGCAAUGGUGUGUGUAGGAGAGUAAAAGCAGCAGUUCCUCCCGCCUGCCCUCCUGUCUGGAUUGGGUCGGCUCCCAGAGUUGUGCUUUACUUACCUGGGGUUGUUGUUCCCAAUGGCGGCCAGCAGAGGGCAAUGUGGAAAUGAUAGAACCUGGCAUAGAUCGCCUAACUGCCAAAGUUUACAUUCCUUUUGUUCUCUCGGGUAAAUCAGGGCAUGAAAAAGUCCAGAGGAUGUGAGGAAUGAUAAUGCUGCUUUUUUCACCAAAAAUCCAAAAGGCUGCAACAGCUAGAUAGA
This is a messenger RNA of Podarcis muralis (Common wall lizard), 2660 nucleotides long. NCBI's taxonomy places the organism in Eukaryota, Metazoa, Chordata, Lepidosauria, Squamata, Lacertidae. The record is from RefSeq and is a predicted model, not a curated record.